UCUCAGCAACUUCAACAUGUAUAGAUACAUCUCCGAACUUGGAUUUAGAACACCAGCCAUCAUUAAUUCUCUGAAAAUAUUCAUCAGAGAUUUCAAAGAUGUGCCAUCUGUCUCAGUAACAAAAUUAAAUUCCGAACAAAUCUACUCCGCUCUUGAGAUUCAUUCUCUACCCUGGAAAACAUCAAGUGACUCCUCCAAGCUUACCAAAGAAUUCAAAUUCAAUUCAUUCAAAGAAACCUUUGCUUUCAUGGGAUCAAUUUCUACCAUCGCCGAUGAAAUGCAUCAUUAUCCAAAAUGGACACAAAAAGAAAACGUAGUUACUGUAGAGAUGACAACUUCAGAAUGCUCAGGUGUUUCAGUAAAGGACAUUCUUUUGGCCUACGCAAUGGAAUAAGUAGCAACUGAAGUCUCCGCUACUAAAAUCACAACUGUGUGCGACGGCCCAAAAGUUGUUGACUCAUAAAUACUACAAAAUUGGAACUCAAAUUUCUCUAAAACCGAGGAAAUGCUCCAAAGUUUUUAGAAGACUACAGCAUAACUUUGAUUUUAUAUCAAUAUAUUAUAAUUUCUUUACAUAAUUUACACAAUUAA
Molecule: messenger RNA, 591 nt
Organism: Paramecium tetraurelia
Lineage: Eukaryota; Ciliophora; Oligohymenophorea; Peniculida; Parameciidae
Exons: 2
Biological process (GO): tetrahydrobiopterin biosynthetic process
Molecular function (GO): 4-alpha-hydroxytetrahydrobiopterin dehydratase activity
Source: RefSeq, a predicted model, not a curated record